AUGGACGUGACGGAAGCGUCGCCGCUGCUUGGCCCUGACGGCCUCGAGAAGGCGUCUACCUCGGUCCUCCGCGAUGAGCUCGCGCAGCUCCUCACGCUCAUGUACCCCGUGACGUUGACGUUCUUCCUCGAGUAUGCGCCCGGCAUUGCGACGCUGCUGCUCGUGGGCCACUACCACGACCCGAUCGAUGCGUCCAAGGAUAAGCUCCUCCUCGACGCAGCGGCGAUGGCGAUCAUGUACCUCAACCUCACGGGGCUCACGAUCGGCCUCGGGCUUGCGUCUGCGAUGGAUACGCUCUGCUCGCAAGCCUUUGGCGCCCACAAGCUGCAUGAGAUCGGUAUCUUCUUCCAGACCGGCGUCCUCGUGCUCGGCGCCGCCAUGGUGCCCAUCGCGCUUCUCAACUGGAACUGCGCGGCCAUGCUCGUCUGGUGGCGCCAACCCGAAGACAUUGCCGCCGACGCCGGCGAGUUUACGCAAAUCAUGCUGCUCGGCUUACCCUUCCUCUUCCUUUACGAGCUCCUCAAGAAGGUGCUGCAAGCCCAAAACAUUGUGCUCCCGAUGCUCUACUGCGCGAUCGCGGCCAACCUCCUCAAUAUCGGCCUUGGCUAUAUCUUGGUGUACCACACGUCGCUCGGAUACGUCGGCGCCGCCGUCGCCCGGAGCGUCGCCAACGCCUGUUUGCCCGCGACGCUGCUCUU
Messenger RNA from Saprolegnia parasitica CBS 223.65, 698 nucleotides. RefSeq lists its product as hypothetical. The transcript has 4 exons. The record is from RefSeq and is a predicted model, not a curated record. Gene Ontology annotation, biological process: transmembrane transport. Lineage: Eukaryota; Oomycota; Saprolegniomycetes; Saprolegniales; Saprolegniaceae. Gene Ontology annotation, molecular function: xenobiotic transmembrane transporter activity; antiporter activity. Gene Ontology annotation, cellular component: membrane. The annotation marks the transcript as partial.